AUGUCUUCCAAUUUGACUGAAGAACAGAUAGCCGAGUUCAAAGAAGCCUUUGCUUUGUUCGAUAAGGACAACAAUGGCUCGAUUUCAUCGAGCGAAUUAGCCACCGUUAUGAGGUCUUUGGGUCUGUCACCUAGUGAAGCUGAAGUGGCAGAUCUGAUGAAUGAGAUCGACAUUGAUGGUAACCAUAAAAUCGAGUUUAGUGAAUUCUUGGCGCUAAUGUCUCGUCAGUUGAAAUCCAAUGACUCUGAACAAGAGCUGUUGGAAGCGUUCAAAGUGUUUGACAAGAAUGGCGAUGGUCUGAUUUCUGCAGCAGAGCUAAAACAUGUUUUGACCUCGAUCGGUGAAAAGUUAACUGAUGCCGAGGUGGAUGACAUGCUGAGGGAGGUGAGCGAUGGCUCUGGAGAGAUCAACAUUCAGCAAUUCGCAGCUUUGCUAUCCAAAUGA
Torulaspora globosa is the source of this 444-nucleotide messenger RNA. It is a transcript of the gene CMD1, whose product is annotated as calmodulin. Lineage: Eukaryota; Fungi; Ascomycota; Saccharomycetes; Saccharomycetales; Saccharomycetaceae. Gene Ontology annotation, cellular component: myosin II complex. The record is from RefSeq and is a predicted model, not a curated record. Gene Ontology annotation, molecular function: calcium ion binding. The transcript has a single exon. The coding region runs from base 1 to 444 and encodes 147 amino acids.